AUGAAGCUGGGAGGCUUCCUUCUCCUGCUGACCCUCAUCACCCUCAGCCUGGAGGUGCAAGAGCUUCAGGCUGCUGUAAGACCCCUGCAACUUUUGGGGACCUGUAUGGAGCUCUGCAAUGGCGACUGGGACUGUGAGCCUGGCGAGCAGUGUGUCAGCAAUGGCUGUGGCCAUGUCUGUGGUACAGACUAAGAACAGUUUCUACCUGCAAAGAUGUCACUGGAACUCCUUGCCUGAGAAGACAGAUGAAAGUCAGAGAAAGACAGAGACUACAUGGAGUAAGGGGGGAAGGUGCUUAUUUUAAUAAAUCAUCAUUGUUAAAGUCUCCACACUACCUGAGUAAC
Messenger RNA from Perognathus longimembris pacificus (Pacific pocket mouse), 344 nucleotides. RefSeq names its product protein Wfdc21-like. The record is from RefSeq and is a predicted model, not a curated record. The transcript is spliced from 3 exons. Gene Ontology annotation, cellular component: extracellular region. Gene Ontology annotation, molecular function: peptidase inhibitor activity. NCBI's taxonomy places the organism in Eukaryota, Metazoa, Chordata, Mammalia, Rodentia, Heteromyidae. Bases 1 to 192 code for a protein of 63 amino acids.